Closterium sp. NIES-65 is the source of this 1068-nucleotide messenger RNA. The record is from the annotation of a GenBank genome assembly. Lineage: Eukaryota; Viridiplantae; Streptophyta; Zygnematophyceae; Desmidiales; Closteriaceae.
AUGGCUACCCCCAGUGUCCUUACCUUUGAUGCUGAGGGUCGGGCUGUUGACUUUGAGGUCUGGGUCGAUGACUUGCAGCUUUUCCUACAGUGCGAUAGGGCAGACGGUCUCUCUCUUUUCGAUCUCACGUCUAGUGCCUCUCCUGCCUGGCCUGCUGAUGCUGAUGCCACUGUUCACUCACAGUGGGCCACGCGCGAUGGUGCUGCUCGCCUUGCUGUGCGCCGCCACUUACCGACCGCUGAGCGCGCGCAUUUUAGUCAGUACAAGACUGCUAAGACCUUGUACGACGCUGUCGUUGCACGCUACUCUUCCCCUGCCAUUGCUGCCCUUAGCCGCCUCAUACUACCGUACCUCUUCCCUGACAUGGCCGCUUUUCCCACACUCGCUGACCUCAUUACGCACCUUCGCACUAGUGACAUUCGCUACCGCACUGCGCUUCCUGCUGACUUCUGCGCCAAGAACCCCCCCCCUAUGUACAUCACCCUCUACUACAUAGUUAGGGACCACUUCCUCUCUGUUUGCCCCACCACCCUUACCGUUGACCUCUUCGAGGAGCCCCUCCUAGCAGCAGAAAAGACGGGAGACGCCGCCCAGGCAAGGGCAAGGAGGGCAAGGGCGCUGGACGGGCUGGCAGGGGCGGUGGAGGCGGCGGUAGAGGCGGCGGAGGGGGUGGGGGUGGCGGUGGGGGUGGCGGUGGGGGUGGUGGCGGGGGUGGAGGUGUCGGUGGCGGGGGUGGGGGUGGUGGCGGGAGUGGGGGCGCUAGUGGCGGCAGUGGAGGCGGAGGAGGCGGCGGUGGUGGCGGUGCGAGCGGUGGAGAUAGCGGUGGCGGAGUUGGAGCUGGUCGGGGCGGCUCUUCGCAGAGGGUCGGCUCCGGUGGUGGUCAGCGCCAGCAGCAGCAGCCGCAGCGCACUCGUGAGACCCUUUCCCCCUACCAGCUUUGUGAGUGGUACACUGCUCGGCAGCGGCGUGGGGGUGCUGGCCCCUGUACCUACGUUCUGCGUACAGGCGACCGCGCGGGUGAGCAGUGUGGGGGUCGGCACUCCACCCAGCGUUGCUUCGGCCGCCUGA